Molecule: messenger RNA, 2043 nt
Organism: Penicillium mononematosum
Lineage: Eukaryota; Fungi; Ascomycota; Eurotiomycetes; Eurotiales; Aspergillaceae
Exons: 5
Coding region: 1-2043 (680 amino acids)
Source: RefSeq, a predicted model, not a curated record
AUGUCUUUCGGCAGACAUGCCUACCGGCAUGCUCUAAAGCCACCAGCUACUCCAACACUUGACCACCCCUGGAUCAGCGAUGACCUACUCGCAGCCACGUUUCGUCGCUUCGCCAACGGCCAACGGCGCCAUGGGAGCUGCGGGGGAGGUCCGGCUGAAGAUAUCGCGUGUCUGUUUGGCCGCAAUGGGAGGGAGCACAUGAAGUGGACCGACCAUCCGUGGCAGAGAGCGCCAUUUGAAACUCAGAGUAUCGCCGAUCCUUUUUUGUGUCCUCCUGAAGUACCUUUCUCUUUCUCUGACCAGAACCCGGAGCCUGGACCCGAACCCACCGACUUUUAUACUACUCAUCCUCCUCUGUUGUAUCCCGCCAACGCGAACCAAGCCACGCGAGAGCAGAUGCUGGAAGCGUUUCUAAAUGGGAAGAAUUGGGGCAUUGAAGAUGCAAGGGACUUUACUCGUCGGUUAAGAAUUGACCUGCACCGAGAGCCGCGAUACAGCCGGCAGAUAUUCGAGCGGUUACUUGCUCGCUCAGACCCAGACCUUACAGAAGCAAUUGCCUUCUUGGAUGAUCCAUUCCUGAACACCCGGGGGUCGGGAAAUUACGCUGCAGCUGUCGAAAUCUUUGUUCGAACAAAAACGAAACGCGGCAAACGAACCGCUGUUUUGAAUGCGAUUAAUCGGGCGUUAGAGUUGGGAUUGAUUUCAACUGAUGAGAUCUGCCUGAUAAUUACCGCUUUACCGAAUAUCAUCGUCGAACGAAACAAGACUCUGGGAUCAUGGGACCACAAAGCUUUGCUGAAGCACUACCGGGCUAUGUGGAAAGCUAUUGGGAGCUGUAACAUUCUCGGGUAUCACGAUCUGGACAGGAAAAUUGUUGAUGCUUGGCUUGGCGAGCUCUUGCGUACUCGCAGCUUUCGUUUUGCCGAGGAACUCAUCAUCGAAACCCAUGAUGCAGACAGUCGCAGCCAGUGGCCUUCUGCUUUGGUUCAAGCUUGGUUGGAAACCAUGGAAGGCGAUUCGGAGACAAGCUUGCCGUUUCCUGACAAGAUCUUUAGCCAGCUUGAUGUUAACAGUGCGGCGGACUGUGUCAUUCGCGUAACAGAGGCAUUGACAUCGUCUUCAGCCGACAGGGUCUCCAGAAACCAAUUGCUUGAAAGAUGGCGGGAUUGCCUCUCGAAUGCCGAAGUCAUUUCGACCGUUGCCAAGUCACAGAUCAUUUUGCGACUCUGGCUUCUGCGAACGCUUGGCCGAUCCACUGGGCCCAUGUACAACCAGAGUGCAAGAGCAACCGAUCGGCCUAUCUAUUCAUUGCUCAAUCUUUAUGAAACGGUGACACAAGAUACCAGAGGAACAUUCUUUCCAAACUUCAUGCAAGAACUUCAUGACCUCGAUCUCCCAUACAACAGCCUUCUCCUCUUAGCCCUCACCAAAAAGGGCAAACCUUCCAUUACCAAAACCACCCGCAAGACCCUCGAACAACUCGAAACCUCUCAGCUCUCCCUAGCAGAAGUGUGGACAAACCCACCCAUAUAUAAGGGAAUACAAAGACUUUUCCACACCACAUUCGACCAAAUGUUCCACCGCAUGAACCUCACCAACCCGGACACGGUCGAGGAGAUCCUGAGUCUUGUUCGAUCAGGAGACUCAAAAAACAUCUGGCCCAUCCUCCGACUUCUUAACAACAACACCCCAUUCAAGGCCCGCGGAACAGCCGUUGCCCCGACCCCCCAUGCUGCGGUCAACCUCAUAAACCAGCUGGCGGUGGCUCUCUCCUGCUGCAAGCACUUGACGCCGUGCCAGUCUUUUCAUAUGGUUCACUGGCUUUACGUGUAUCUUCGCAGACACGGCGGGCCCGUGGAUCCGGAGUUUGUGCGGGCCUUGUAUCAUGCUGGUGUUGUCCGGUAUCGUCGUGACGGUCGUCGUAUCUCGCCUACUCAGUAUGAGUACAUCCUUUGGAUUGUCGGCAAGUUUGAAAGCUCUGAGGUUGUUGAAGAGCUCACUUCUCGGCCUCAGAUUGGUGAAUCGAGGCUUGACUGGCGGUAG